Molecule: messenger RNA, 5198 nt
Organism: [Torrubiella] hemipterigena
Lineage: Eukaryota; Fungi; Ascomycota; Sordariomycetes; Hypocreales; Clavicipitaceae
Source: the annotation of a GenBank genome assembly
CCGGGGAGACGGCAGGUAAUUAUUGUUUGCUCCCUAGUAAUUGGGUGAGCCCGUAUAAAAAAAAGUUAAGUAGAUAUAUUAUGCUUGGCGCCGCUUCUCGUUUGGGCGGCUCGGAAUUUGAUCAACCGCACCGCAUCUUAGACAACUACCACCACACACCUAUACACACCCUAGCCGAAAAAUCUAAGACACUGCUGGCGUCACUUUGCUGCACACUGCGCUUGCCUGUCUUUUAUGUUGUUUGUAUUACAGGGGAAUCCGGGAGUUGACAACGGGAGAUAAGAAAGAAAUAUCUUAUUGUCUUCUUUUUUUGCCAUUUUUACAGCAACUUUUGCCAGCUGGUGCCAACUGUCACACACACCGUCCUACAUACUUACAUCUACUACACCCACAAAAAAUAUGUCGAGAACAGCUUCACUGUCUUCGGACACUGCCACCUCCAAGUCGCAAGGCUAUCUCUCAGAUCACGAUGUCCUUAAGCGCCAACAAGUAGCAGAUGCCCAGAACGAGACGCCAGUAACAUCAACACCAGAGAAUCACGAUGUCGAAAAGGCAGCACCGCCACCCGCCGGCCCGCCUGGCAUGGGCGAAUUCCCAGACGGCGGAAAGGAUGCAUGGCUCGUCUGCUUUGGUGGAUGGUGCGCGCUGUUUUGCACAUUUGGUUUGAUUAACUGCGUGGGCGUCUUCCAGAACUACUACCAGACCGUCUACUUGCCCACCUACGGCAGCUCGACGCUGAGCUGGAUCACCUCGACGCAAGUCUUUUUCAUGGUCUUUUGCGGUACAGUUUUUGGCCGCCUCUUCGACAACUACGGACCACGAUACAUCAUCCUUGGCGGCUCCAUCGUCUACGUCUUCGGCCUGAUGAUGCUCUCGCUCUCCAACCAGUACUACUCCAUCUUCCUCACGCAAUCAAUCGUCUCGUCUAUUGGCUCUUCGGCUGUUUUCAACGCCUGUAUCAACUGCAUUUCCACCUGGUUCCGCCGUAAGAGCGCCAUGGCCUACGGCAUCAUGGUGUCUGGCUCGUCGUUUGGCGGUGUCGUUCUUCCUAUCCUCAUGAACCACCUUAUCCCCAAGUACGGCUUUCCCUGGGCCAUCCGCAUUGUGGCAUUCAUGUUCCUUGGCCUGCUCGUCAUUACCAACUUGACCGUCAAGUCUCGCCUGCCACCCCGACCUAGACCGUUUGUCUUUAUGGAGUACGUGGACUCUCUACGUGAGCCUCGCAUGGCCCUCACCGUUUUUGGCUUCUUCCUCUUCAUGUGGAGCAUGUUCUUGCCCUUCAACUUUGUCAUCUUGCAGGCUCGCGCUGCUGGAAUCAGUGCCAAUCUUCUGCCUUAUCUGCUUCCUAUUCUCAACGCGGUCUCCAUCUUUGGCCGUGUUCUCCCCGGUAUCGCAGCCGACAAAUGGGGCCGUUACAACACGAUGAUCACUAUUAUGCUGUUGUCUGCCAUUGUAUGCUUGGCUGUGUGGAUUCCCGUCACCAAUGUGGGCGGUAUUCUUGCCUUUGUCAUUAUUUUUGGAUUUGCCUCGGGAGGUUUCAUCUCGCUAGGCCCAACGCUUAUUGCACAGAUCUCUGAGAUGCACCAGAUUGGCACUCGCAUUGGCACUGCAUUUGCCGUCCAGGCCUUUGGCGCCUUGACUGGCAGCCCCAUCGGUGGUGCCAUUGUUGAGCAUCAGCACGGCGAUUAUAUUGGCCUGCAACUCUUCUGUGGUCUUACCAUGGUGGCUGGUGUAUGCUUCAUCAUUGCUGGCCGCUACUGCCAAGUAGGAUUCAAGAUUACCAAGGUCUAAACAAGGCUGUAAUAAUCCUUUUACGACUCUUCUUUUUUAUAUAUGGACAUGGACUGGCGCAUUUAGACGGCCUACUUUAUAGACACUUUAACUCUCAACUUUAGAUAAUCAUCAAUAAUCAUGACCUGUUAUAUGUUCUACAUAAAAACCCAUAUAUACAAAUCGUGACCUGUAUUCAAUGCUUGAGACGGAAGACAGAGCGCACAGCGGCGUGGUCCGUAGUCCACUCAUUGCCACUGCUGUUGGGCUCUGGAGUAGGAUUGCCCUUGACAACCGUGUGCGAAUCCAGCACGUCCAGUCCCUUGUAGUAAACAAAGUCGAUGCGGUCAAGGGGUUCUGCCUGGUUCUUGAAUUCCGGGUUGUUGAGGAAGAUGGGAGACCACGUAUUUCCGGGAACAGCGGCAGGGUCGGGGUUGAUGUCGCGGUACGAGUCCCGGAGACCGGCCUCGAUUGGCAAAACAGACGUUGGCCACUGGAUAGUGAUUUGGCAGUGGGUGUUACGCGUGCUCUCGACCCAGUCAAGAUGCGAGGGAGCAUUCAUGUCACCAGUGAGGAUGACGGGCACAUUGUCAGCGUUGGAGAUGGCACCAUUCAGGGCGCUCACAAUCUCACGCAUCUCGCGGACUCGGCCAGACCCGUUCUCAACAUCCAGGACAGCAUUGGCAUCGUUAUGCUUAAAGCAGACCUCAUAAGGACCAUAAGGGUAUGCCGUAGGGUGGGCGCUCCAAAAAAUGACCUCGUGGCUGCUGUCGAGCUUGAUGCGGACGCCACCGGCCUUCGUAACAGCAGGGUAGACCUCGGCGAUGGGAUAUCGAGAAAUGACAGCAACAUCGUCUCCCUGCCACGAGUACCAUCCCAGGGCCUCUGCCAGACGGUUACCGUGAUAGCCCUGAGACUCUUGCAGGCCAACAAUAUCAAGACCCUCUGAGGAAAGGAAGCGGACUUGCUUGUUGUGGUAAUCGUCGACGUUUUUGCCGCCAACCCACAUGUUGAAGGUCAAAACACGCAAUUCAUCCACCAGCUUGGAGCCGCUAGAAACAACGGGAAUGCGGACGUUGAUGCUGGCAGUAGAGCCGUCGGGAGCCUUGGCCUGGACCUUGACAGACGCGCUGUCGUCAGAGGUAGGAACACCAGUCACAACGCCAUCGGUAGACACGCGGACCCAGUCGGGGCCGUCUGUCUUUUCAAAAUGGACAUUAUCGGUGCUGUACGGCUUGAGGAGACUGUUGAGUCUGUAGUUAAAGGCGCUGCUCCUCUGAGCACGUGCCGUUUCAACAUCACCAACUAUAAACCCCAGACCAUCCGAACCAGGAAGAUAAAUGGUGAUGGGUUUGGCCAGCCACUUGUAGCCGUUAUCCUUGAGCAUGUAAAUCUGGUAGUGCAGGCCAGUGUGUAGUCCGUUGGUAGACAGCGCGACAGUGCCGCUUGUAGAGUUGGCAUACUUCCAGGUCAAGGCCGCAGCGCCCUGCUUCUCGCCAACAGGACCGCCAUUGUGAGCAUAGUAAAUACCAAUCCAGUUCUGGUCACCAGCAGUGGGUGUCUUGUAGUCGACGUUGAUGGUGCCGCCGCUGAGCGAGGCCGAGAUGCUGCUGCCCGAGUUACCCAUGAUGUCGAUGGCAAUAGGCGGGGCAAGCCAGCGGUAGCCGUCGUUUUGGAGGAAGAAGGCCUUGUAGGAGCCCGCGGGCAGGCUGCUCACGUCGACGCUAACAGAGCCGCUGCUAGCGGUGGCGUACGCCCACACAGGCGCGUUGUCGACCUGCUUCUGGGCGUCAGGGCCACCGCCACUGAUCGGGUAGACUCCGACCCAGUUUUUGGAUCCGGGAGACGACGUGACGUAGUCAAAGACAAGUUUGCUUCCGUCCUGACGCCCGUUGAAGUUGACGCGGAUGGCAAUGGGGCUCGCAAGCCACUUGUACCCGUCGUCGGCGAGGAAGUAGGCCUUGUAGUCGCCGGGGCUGAGAUCCCGCAGGUCGACAUGGACGGACCCUUGGUCCCACGGCGCGUAGGACCAUGUUAGCGAGUCUUGGUUCUUUUGCUGGUUGUCAGGACCACCGCCUGACGCGCGGUAGAUGCCGAUCCAGUUCUUCAGCGCCGGCCUGUCGCUGGCAUAGUUGAAGACAAAGGAUGGCUGCGACGAGUCUAGCGAGAAGCUGGAGCCGGCACGGGGGAGCAGCGCCUGGGCAGGGACUCGAGCUGCGAAGAUGGGCUGGAGGAGAGCCAUGGCCGAGGCGGCCAAGUAGGACCACUUCAUGAUAGAAUACAAGAUGGGAUGUCGUCCGCCCAAUGGAAUUGUGUAGGCCAAUGGAGGGGGGAGUAGGAAGAUGAAGAGCCAAUGCUUGUCGUAGUUUGUUAAACUGCUGCGGCAGACAUGCCUCCUUUAUAUUGCAAUGUGACUGGUUAUGCACGCGCUAUGUUGCCGCCUUUGGAAUUGGCAGCCCGCACUAAAUGCGACGGCCCGAUCGACGCCCUUGUCGGCUUUCUUCCUAUUUGGACAAAGUUUGUCUUGGAAUCAGGCUCUGGUUCCCGCUUUCUAUGAUGUCUCGCGCCCCAUCGUCAGCGCCCGGUGUCACGUUCGGGGGGCUGUGGGAAUAGAUUGGCUGCAGUAAUAGCCACUAACCAACUCCGUCUCUGCAGGCAGCAGGCUAUGAGCUGCAGCUACUGAUACAGCCGGCUCUCAGGCGUAAUGCACGGGUGCUUCAGGCAUUCUGGUCGCCGUAAUUAUUUACAGUAGAUGAAUACCAGUUAGCGCCGAGAUGGUUCUAAGUCUUGGUUAGUUGGUCUGGUGGCUUGCAAGUGGGCGUGAUGGGAUCACUGGAUCACGCUCCCCGCUAACGCUUUAAGUUAAGAGCCGCGUCACCGCGAAGACGGGCCGUUCAAGUUUCAAAGUUUCAUCAAGAUGGCAAAAAAAUGCCUUGCAUGGAGAAAUCAGGCUCUGGCCAUAAUUUCAACUUGGUGUCGGAGCCUCGGCCACUUUUGUCCUCCUGCAAGGCGUCUCGUUUAUUGCUGGCCAUUCAACAAGUUGGAAGAUGUAGCAACCAGCAGUUAUAUUCCCACAUCGAGUCCGCAAACAUAUCUAACCUUAGCGGAGAGAUGCUAAUUUUCCGGACGUUCAAAAAAUAAAACAACGUUUGUUUGUAUACACAAAAAGACAUUGUUAUAUUCUAGAAUGUUUUAGAUAAUUACACGUACUCUACAAGAUUAUACGUGUUUUAUGGAGCAAAGAAUGUGUUGUGACUAUUGUGACAUUGGACGUGUGUUACUUUGCUGGAGGAGUGAAGGAAUAGUUAAGUCACUGGAAGUGGCUGGGAAAACACAGGAAAAGGAAGUGAAUACAGGAUGUAUUCGCUGUAUUUAACUAGAGCAGUUCCGACCAUGGACCUAGAAGAGAACAACGAACUUUUACCACA